Molecule: messenger RNA, 5017 nt
Organism: Scleropages formosus (Asian bonytongue)
Lineage: Eukaryota; Metazoa; Chordata; Actinopteri; Osteoglossiformes; Osteoglossidae
Gene: dqx1
Product: DEAQ box RNA-dependent ATPase 1
Exons: 11
Coding region: 868-3165 (765 amino acids)
Cellular component (GO): intracellular anatomical structure; spliceosomal complex
Molecular function (GO): helicase activity; RNA binding
Source: RefSeq, a predicted model, not a curated record
AAUACCAAUUUAAUAAAAAAUGAAAUUGUAUAAAUGAAAAGGACUGUACAGUAUCAUUCUCAUUGUCAUCUAUGAAUUACUUUUUAUUUUUGUAUUUUAAUUAUAGGUGACAUUUUUCAUCUGGGGAGAUUUUUUGAAGAAUUCCCUCACAAAGGGAAUUUGCCUAAUGGAGUGACUUAAACCUGUUUUUUGAGGAACGGGUGAACUUGCAAACAGGGUCCGGUUAGUGCUGUCAAGUUGAGGUUUCUCAUAACAAGCACUGUGGUGUGGUUUCUUUGGUAUUCAGGUUGUUUACCAUUGCUUUUUGGCUUACAAGCAUGGGGAGCACAUGCAAACUGUGCACAUCCUGAGCUGGACUGAAAGCAACACCUGAACAAGCUGCUUAAGAGCUGCAAGGCACCGGUGUGACCUGCUGCACCCCUGUGCAGCUUUUGCUUACACAUAUCCGUUAUUAAAUUAAGCAACAGGCAUGAAGUGGCAUCUCUGAUUUCAAGAAUUUGAAAUCAUUGAAGAGUGUUAUACUGUAUAUUAUAAAUUGAGCCGUUGUCUGAGAAGCACAUACAUUGUAGCACCAGGGCUUCAGGGUUGAACCACAUGUGGAAGGAGCCUGCAUAGCUGCCAUUGUAUUGUAUGUUCAACCUGUUUUCACUAACAUUGUAACUUGUACGUUCCAUCGUUUCUUCGCCGCACACUUGUAUUUCAGUUUUAAAAAUGUUUUUGUAAGUGCUACAGCACUGAUGAUUAGCUUUGAACACCUUCAGGAUGGUUUUAUUGCAUACACACUUUUGCCUCUGCCAUUCUAUCCUCUCCAGGUAAAGCUCAGUUUGUGCCCUGUUCUUACCUGCUACCUCCUACCCCACAACAACGAUGUCUUGUCCCACACCCUCUCCCCCGGCCAUGGACUCCUUUCUGGCCUGCUCGGGGUUGUCGAAAGGGUUGCUGGAAGCAGGAGAUGGGGAAGAGGCCAUGCUGGGAGACCUGGAGAUCAAUCCUUAUGACGGCCUGCCCUUCUCUUCAAGAUACUACACUUUGCUGGAGGAGCGUCGCAAGCUGCCUGUCUGGAGUGGGAAAGACAGCCUCCUUAAGCUGCUGCAGAACCACAGCGUAGUGGUGUUGAGUGGGGAAAGUGGUGCUGGCAAAAGCACUCAAGUUCCGCAGUGGUGUUUGGAAUAUGCCCAUUCUCUGAAGUUUUCUGCUGGGCUCGUGUGUUGCUCACAGCCAUAUGCUGCUGCAGCAAGCAGCCUUGCCUUCAGAGUGGCUGAUGAGAUGGACCUCAGCCUGGGGCUUGAGGUGGGCUACAAGGCACCGCAUGAUGACAGCUGCACUCAAGAUACCCUACUCAGGUUUGUGACCGACUCUAUUCUCUUGAGUGAGAUGAUGUCCGACCCAUUACUGCGCCAGUAUGGGGUGCUUGUGGUUGAUGAGGCCCAAGAAAGGACAGUGGCAACUGAUGUGCUGCUUGGACUGCUCUGGGAUGUGUGCCAGCAGAGGAUGGACUUCCGUGUGGUAGUGCUCACCACGUCAUCGUUAGCAAGCCGCGUAGUCGCUUUCUUCGGAGAAGGAGCCGAGCUCCUGUCCUUGCCUUCCUCUGCUAAGCCUGUUUCUGUGGAUACACUGUAUCGUGAACCUUCUGCCAACCAAGAGCCUGUAAUGGCUGCCUGUCACACGGCCCUUGACCUGCAUUGCAGGGGGGAAGACGGGGACAUUCUUGUGUUCCUUGCCAGUGCCCAGGAGAUUGUUGAGUGCGCUGCUCUCUUGGAGAAGGAGUCGCUUGCUUUGAGUCCACAGCUGGGGGCCUUGAAGGUGCUGCAGCUGCACUCGGGCGCAGGAGCAGCCACCCAGCGUGUGUAUGACAUGGGGACUGAGGGGCAGGGGAAGGAAGAGGAUGAGUUAGGGUGGGGCGGCUUCAAGCGCAGGAUCAUCUUGACCGACACCCUGGGAGAAGCCUCUUUCUCUGUCGCUAGCAUACGAUACGUCAUUGACACAGGGCUUCAACUCAAGACUGUCUAUAAUCCGCAGGUGAGAGCAAACUUCCAAGUUCUGCAGCCCAUCAGUCGACAUCAGGCAGAUAUGCGCAGACAGAGAAUUAACAGCAACUUAGCAGGGACAUGUUUCAGGCUUUACCCGCAGUCCCUGUAUGAGGAGGGCAUGCCGGAGACCCGUAUGCCGGGUGUAGCGGAAGAAAAUCUCAGCCACCUGGUGCUUCUGCUCAAGAGGCUGGACAUUGCAGACAUGGGCCAGUGCAAGUUUCUCGACCGCCCUGCUCCAGAAGCUCUCAUGCAAGCCCUGGAAGACCUAGACUACUUGGCAGCACUGGAUGAUGAUGGCAACCUGAGUGAAGUGGGCAUCAUCAUGUCAGAGCUCCCUGUGGAGCCUCCCAUGGCUAAGGCCCUCAUCGCAGCCUGCGAGUUUGAUUGCGUCAGUGAGCUGCUCACCAUUGCUGCCAUGCUUGCAGCUCCGUCGUGCUUUGUAACACCACUACCUCAGAAUGAGAGGGAAGCAUUGGAUCAGUGGCUCCACUUGCAGCAUCCAGAAGGAGAUCACUUCACACUCGUCAAUAUUUUUAAUGCAUAUGUCAAUAGCAACGAGGAAGAAGGGUGGUGUAUAAAAAACUUCCUGAAUCCUUCUGCUUUGCGAUUGGCUAGAAUUAUCAGGGCGGACUUGCUUGAGGUGAUGCAACGAAUUGAGUUGCCUGUCUCACCACCUGCCUUUGGUUGCCAUGGCAACAACGACAACAUUAAGCGGGCACUCAUUUCAGGGUUCUUCCUUAAGGUAGCUCAUGAUGUGGACGGCUCAGGGAAUUAUCUACUUUUGACACACCGUCAUGUGGCACAUCUGCACCCCUAUUCUUCAUACAUGUGCCGUCUUCCCCAGCCCGACCCUCCUAGCUGGGUGCUCUACCAUGACUUCACCAUCUCAGAUGACAACUGUAUCCGCAUUGCCUCUGAAAUACAACCAAAAAUGUUGGUGGAGUUGGCUCCUCAGUAUUACCUUGGCAAUCUGCCGUCCAGCGAGGGAAGGGACGAGAUUAUGGAGCUCAGACGCAAUUUGGCAUCUGCCAAUGGGCAGGGCGCACAGGAAGCGGAAAUGCUAAUAAAGGGUGCCGAGAACCUGGAUAAUGAGACUCGUGAGCAGUACGGCAAGGAACUUUGUGCCCUCCAGUGACCCAAGUGUCCAAAGACCAGGGACAGUGAUGCGAAGCCUGCCAGGUGUGCGCUGACAGUAAUGUUUACCGUCCCUUCUCUUGCUCUCAUACACUUCUUCAGGUACACUUUUGAAAAGAAAAAAAACCAUAUAAGUUUAGGUACCCGCUGACAUUUUGUUUUGCUGAACAAGGUGAAAAUUUGACACAGCCUUUGUAUGGUACAAACUUAAAUACAAAAUCUUUCAGCAAUUUUUGAUGGAAAGGUUCAUUGUAAAGAUUUGUAGAUAUUCAUAAUAACAAAACAUUGAAUAUGACAUCAAAAAUUGUACAUCUUGUCAGUCACUAGUUAGAAACAUUUGGCAGCAAUAACAGCUUUCUAAUUUUUCUGUAGUCAGGAGAGAGUCCUUAUAGUUCUUGGAUUUUAUUCAACCUUCCUGUCACAACCCCAGUACCUUACAGACACACGCAGCGCAUGUCUCAGAGACAGAGAAGGGUCAGUUGAAAAUCUUCAGCUUCUUUCGUGUAAUUCAUCAUUUGCUGAUGUUUGAGUAUUUCCUGUGUCAUAGGCUGACACAGAGCUCCAAAACAUAAAUAGAUCAGUGCUUCAGUUUUUGCCUCCAGAUGAAUCUGUUCUAAAGUUUUCAGCUUAGCAAGGUUUUGUUUUUUUUAUUGACUGUGGUCUCUGACAACUCCUGUGGACAUCGUUGCGCUGAUGAUACUGUGGACCCAUGGAUAACUACUUCAUUGUCUUUACCACUUUAUGGCAGAUCCUUUACAGUGUUCCUUGGGUUGUGCAUUACACACCUGACCUGUUUAUAAGCAAUUCUCCUGAGAGAUUUUAAUGGCACUUUCAUACUGUGCCUUGAUUACAACAGUCGCUUUUGUUAUGAAAGGAUGGAAGUAAAUCCUUUCAUAGGUCCCCUGCUGUAUGAAAAUUAAUUUUGUCAAUUCUUCAGACAGCUGAUUAGAUCACCUAAAGGUUGUUGAAAGUUGGCAGAACAAUCACAGUGAAAGUUUUGGAGUUGAACAAAUACCUAUCUUCACAUAUAAGGUGAAAUAAGUUCAUUUGAGUGCCUUUGUGGGGGGGGGGGAUUAUUAAUCUGUCAACUGAAACAGUGCUCAAAUAUGCCACGCUUAUUUUUUUUAUUCUACUAAAAUUCAACAAAAAUAAUAAUCAUGCAUUUAAGUUUACAUCAUAUAUGUUGGGUGUAACACAUUGUUUGCUGAUCAAAUAAACAUGUCUUUAUAUUAUUUAAAAAUUAAAACAAAAAAUGAUACACAUUAUUAUUCAAGGUUUAUUCAAUGGUAGCAAGUUUUCCAGGGCCAGAAGCAAUAAAGCAUCCUUAGACUAUUACACUACUACCACCGUACUUGACUGUAGAUUGGAUGUUUUUACUCUACAGGACCCAUACUAUCAAAAAAGUCCAACUUCUGAUUGAUCGGAGAACAUUUUUCCAGGACUCCCAGGGUUAUCCAGGAGCUUUUUGACAACUGGAGAUGGCCUGCCCAUGUAUUCCAGUUCUGUAGUGUUUCUUAUUGUGGAGCCUUAAACACUCAGUUUUUUAGGUUUUUCACCUUGUUGUUUUAUGCUUUUAUUGGGGUUUUUGCAGGACAGGCAGUACAAGUUCAAUUCACUACUGUUCCAGUCUUUAUUGAUUUGUUGACUGAGUCUAUGGUCUUAAGGGUGAGGGUCAGAGCCUUACGAAUAGGAGUGUAACCCCUUUGACCUCUGCUUUUCCUUUGGAGGUCUUCAGGAAUUUCUUUUCAGUAGGGUAAUGGUGUGCCUAUAAGAACCCUUAUUUUGCCAGCUUGACUUUUGAUGGUAAGUGUUUACUGAAUUUACUGUCAUUAAAUUCAUUGUUUACGAAAGUA